Molecule: messenger RNA, 2051 nt
Organism: Nelumbo nucifera (sacred lotus)
Lineage: Eukaryota; Viridiplantae; Streptophyta; Magnoliopsida; Proteales; Nelumbonaceae
Gene: CDKE;1
Product: cyclin-dependent kinase E;1
Biological process (GO): protein phosphorylation
Cellular component (GO): mediator complex; nucleus
Molecular function (GO): ATP binding; protein serine/threonine kinase activity
Source: RefSeq, a predicted model, not a curated record
CCGAACCAAAUAUAAAUUAAAAACAAGCCCAAUUCUUGAAUCCUGAUUUCCUCCAAGAAAACGAAUUGGGGUUUUCGCGGUCGGGGCCAAUCGAUGCGGUCUCGGAGGAGUUGAUGAGCGCAGGCAGCGGCAACAGCAGCAUGAGCAGCAGAGGCAGCAUUGGGAGUUCCACCCACAACAACGCCACCGCCACCGCCAAUAGCAGCAGCGGCAGCAACAGCAACAGCAACAAGCCGGCUUGGUUGCAGCAGUACGACCUGAUUGGUAAGAUCGGCGAGGGAACCUACGGCCUCGUCUUCCUCGCCCGAACGAAGUCCAACCCCAACCGCGGCAAGUGCAUCGCCAUCAAGAAAUUCAAGCAGUCCAAGGACGGCGAUGGCGUAUCUCCCACCGCCAUCCGCGAAAUCAUGUUACUCAGGGAGAUCAAUCACGAGAACGUUGUUAAGCUUGUGAAUGUGCACAUCAAUCAUGCCGACAUGUCGCUUUAUCUCGCGUUCGAUUACGCCGAGCAUGAUCUCUAUGAAAUUAUCAGACAUCAUAGAGAAAAAGUUAACCAUUCUAUCAAUCAGUACACAAUUAAAUCAUUGCUCUGGCAGUUGCUCAAUGGGUUGAACUAUCUUCACAGUAAUUGGAUUAUACACCGAGAUCUAAAGCCAUCAAACAUUUUGGUUAUGGGUGAGGGAGAAGAGCAAGGUGUUGUUAAAAUUGCUGAUUUUGGACUUGCAAGAAUAUAUCAAGCUCCAUUGAAGCCUUUAUCCGAAAAUGGGGUUGUUGUAACUAUUUGGUAUCGGGCACCUGAGCUACUUCUUGGGGCUAAGCACUAUACUAGUGCUGUUGAUAUGUGGGCUGUUGGAUGUAUUUUUGCUGAGUUACUGACUUUAAAGCCACUUUUUCAAGGAGCAGAAGUUAAAGCCACACCUAACCCCUUUCAGCUUGAUCAGCUUGACAAGAUAUUUAAAGUCCUAGGCCACCCCACGCAAGAAAAGUGGCCAACACUUGUAAAUCUUCCACAUUGGCAAUCAGAUCAACAACAUAUCCAAGGGCGUAAGUACAGUGACAAUCCUGGUCUCUACAGUGUUGUUCAUCUAUCUCAGAAAAGUCCUCCAUAUGACCUCCUGUCAAAGAUGCUUGAAUAUGAUCCUCGAAAGCGUAUAACAGCAGCACAAGCACUUGAGCAUGAGUACUUCCGAAUUGAUCCUCUACCAGGCCGCAAUGCACUAGUACCUGGCCAACCGGGGGAGAAAGUUGUGAAUUAUCCUGCUCGACCUGUGGACACAAGUACAGACUUUGAAGGAACGGCUACUGUUCAACCUUCUCAACCGGUCUCAUCUGGAAAUGCAGUUUCUGGGAGUGUAGCAGCUGCCCCUGUAGUGGCAGCUAGAUCUGUCCCUCGGCCAAUGCCUAUGGUUGGCAUGCAACAAAGGGUGCAACCCCCUCCAGGCAUGACAGCUUUUAAUCUUGCUUCUCAGGCUGGCAUGGGUGGUGGAAUGAAUCCUGGUAGCAGCAUCCCUAUGCGGGCUGCAGCUGCUCAGGCUCAUCAGCAGCAACAGUUGAGAAGAAAAGAUGCUGGAAUGGGGAUGCCCGGAUAUCCACCACCACAGAAAAGGCGCUAUUGAGGAAUUACUGCUGCCUUGUGCAAUGACUUGGAUUCAUAUUUGUCACACUCGAAACUGGCAGAAAGUGCUAUAAACUUAACCUAAAUGGAGACUUUUCAUCUGCAUUACAAUUUGGAACUCAGUUUAGUGGAUGCCAGGAACCAACAGUCAAGACUUCUGGACCAGUAUUUUGCAAGCCUUAUCUUUUCUGGGUGUUCUGCAUCCUUUGGCGUCCAUGUAACGGAAGGAAGAAGUUGAUGUUCCCUGGUUGGACGUUCACCAUGUCCAUUCCUUUUGUAUUGUUAUUGAAAUAGCACAUUUGUUCCAACCUUGAUGACAGUGAGGUUGGACCUUGUAACAUUAUCUUAGGUACCUAAAAUGCUAUGAAUCAUCUUUGUCCAACAUUCUUUACCAUAGUAGAUUUGAAUGCAAAGCUAAUUCAGUAGGUUGGUAUCA